Molecule: messenger RNA, 723 nt
Organism: Rhipicephalus sanguineus (brown dog tick)
Lineage: Eukaryota; Metazoa; Arthropoda; Arachnida; Ixodida; Ixodidae
Exons: 3
Coding region: 67-651 (194 amino acids)
Source: RefSeq, a predicted model, not a curated record
UCACAUGUACUGAACCAGGAGGAUGAGAGUGGAUCACCCGAGCCUCGUGAACAAGAGGCCUCCGGCAUGGUGGCCACUGCGGUCAACGAGGCACUCAUGAACGGCUCAAAUCGGGUCCUGGUGCAAGACAGCAAGAGCCAACUGUGGGCCUUCUACCCAGACGGGUCGAAGCAGCCCAAUGGAGAGCUGGCCUUUGUGAGGGGAGGAGGCGACGACAACCCUCACAGGGGGGCGCCACUACCCAGGUCCGGACCUGGGGCUGGACGCUUGCCCCGAUCGCAUCGUCGUAGAGAAGCAGAUGGGGGAGCCGAAGGGUCUGCGUGGCCUUCACGUUCGGCUGGUCGGCUUCCUGGUGCGUCAGGUGGCAUGGGCGGUGGCGGCGGCAGUGGUGGCAGGCCUCAGCUUGCCCUGGAAGUGAGUGAGCAGCUUGCUGUGGCCGUGUUGCGGCUGCAGCACACCAUGGACGAAGUGGUGGCACGCCUCGAAGUUCUUGAGACCCUGCUGCAGCAUGCCAAGGCACCACAGAACCAGCGCUGGUGGCUCUUCGGUGGUGUCGCUCCACACAUCCUUGUGCUCUUGUUUGCCUGGCCUGUGGUUUUUCAGCUUGCCUUCUACAUCCUCAGUCAUCGCAGAGGCAGACGUCUUAGAUGAACGCUGAACUCGAAGCCCAAACGGAUGCGACACAUAAAAAGAAAGGGAAUCUGUAUUCCUUACACACGAAAA